This is a messenger RNA of Entelurus aequoreus (snake pipefish), 6514 nucleotides long. RefSeq names its product solute carrier family 12 member 2 (gene slc12a2). Gene Ontology annotation, cellular component: membrane. The record is from RefSeq and is a predicted model, not a curated record. The transcript has 27 exons. NCBI's taxonomy places the organism in Eukaryota, Metazoa, Chordata, Actinopteri, Syngnathiformes, Syngnathidae. Bases 374 to 3844 code for a protein of 1156 amino acids. Gene Ontology annotation, molecular function: ammonium channel activity; sodium:potassium:chloride symporter activity. Gene Ontology annotation, biological process: sodium ion homeostasis; chloride ion homeostasis; chloride transmembrane transport.
AGCGUAUAUUACAGCGAGGGAGGCUCCAGGAAGCUAGGAGGAGCUCCGGCAAGGUCGACAGCAGCAUCCUGCCCCAAGUACAGGAAGACUGUAGCUCGGCCUCCGUUAGCUCGGGGAAAACCGACAAAUAUUGUCUUUUUAAUAGCGGUUGUAGAAGAAUAAACUUAGGAGGUGGCUGAACCUGUCCAUAUUUUACCCUCUUGUGUCGAGCUAACCGGCUUCGUUUUCGCCACUCAACAUACGGCUUUUUUAGCGCUUUUUUUUUUCUAACCAAGUAGUUGAGAGAACGGUAGUCAACUUCUGGAUCGGUGUGUGGGCCUAACGUGCCGUUCUCGAACACGGUUCACCCGUUACUUUGUGCGUUGAUUGUGCCAUGUCAGCGCCGUCGGUCACACCUCCCGCGGCGGCGGCAGCGGAGGGCGAGCUUCUCAGGCCCGACGCCGGGGACAACAUGCCGGGUCCCACGCACAGCCAGAGCCGCUUCCAGGUGGACCUUGUGGCGGAGGCGGCGGCGGCUGUCGAGGAUAAGUCGCCGAGUUCCGAAGCCUCCACCACUGUCCCGUCUAGCGAGAUGGAAACUCCCGGCGCGGUUCCGGAGGACCCGGGGACCAGCGGCGAGGAAGCCAAAGGACGGUUUCGAGUCGUCAACUUUGCGGACCCGAGCGAGGCGGGGAGUCCGGUCUCCCCGGACACGGCGCCGGCCGAGGGGGUGCGGAACGGGGACACGGUGAUGAGCGAGAGCAGCUUGCAUUCAUCCACAGGCGGCCAGCAUCACUACCACUAUGACACCCACACGAACACCUAUUACUUGAGGACCUUUGGCCAUAACACCAUCGACGCCGUGCCCAACAUCGACUUCUACCGGCAGACCGCCGCGCCACUGGGGGAGAAGCUCAUCAGACCCACCCUGUCGGAGUUGCACGACGAGCUGGACAAGGAACCCUUUGAGGAUGGGUUUGCCAAUGGUGAUGAGUUGACCCCAGCUGAGGAAGCUGCAACAAAAGAAGCCUUGGAAUCUAAAGGAGUUGUCAAGUUUGGAUGGAUUAAAGGAGUGCUGGUCCGCUGCAUGUUGAACAUAUGGGGUGUGAUGCUCUUUAUUCGAAUGUCCUGGAUUGUGGGUGAGGCUGGAAUUGCUUUGUCCUGCUUAAUUGUUGCCAUGGCUACUGUUGUGACAACGAUCACUGGUCUCUCCACUUCUGCCAUUGCAACCAACGGAUUUGUUCGAGGAGGCGGAGCAUACUACUUGAUCUCAAGAAGUUUGGGGCCAGAGUUUGGAGGCUCAAUUGGUCUAAUCUUUGCCUUCGCCAAUGCAGUGGCAGUGGCUAUGUAUGUGGUGGGCUUUGCCGAAACUGUCGUGGAACUUCUUGCUGGUUUCGAUGCCCUCAUGACAGAUGAACUCAAUGAUAUUCGAAUAAUUGGCACCAUCACAGUAAUCCUUCUCCUGGGUAUAUCUGUUGCAGGAAUGGAGUGGGAAGCAAAGGCACAAAUCUUCUUGCUCUUUGUACUCAUCACUGCAAUAUUCAACUACUUCAUUGGAACCUUCAUCCCUGUUAAGUCGAAGGAAUCUGUGGGCUUCUUUGGCUACGAUGGUUCUAUCAUGUGGGAAAACAUGGGUCCUAACUUCAGGGGGGAGACAUUCUUUUCUGUCUUUGCAAUCUUCUUCCCUGCCGCUACUGGUAUUCUGGCUGGGGCCAACAUUUCUGGAGACCUUGCUGACCCACAGCUUGCCAUUCCCAAAGGAACACUCCUCGCCAUAUUGAUCACAGGGAUAGUUUAUCUGGGAGUUGCUGUCUCUACAGGUUCCUGUAUUGUGAGAGAUGCCAGUGGAAAUAUGAAUGACACCGUCAGUUCUCAGUUCAUGGCAAACUGCACUGAUGCGUCUUGCAAAUUUGGCUUUGACUUCUCUGCCUGUAAGAGUGACAAAGAUGGCUGCCGCUAUGGGCUCCAAAAUGAUUUCCAGGUUAUGAGCAUGGUUUCUGGUUUUGGGCCCAUCAUCACUGCUGGAAUCUUCUCUGCCACUCUUUCCUCGGCUUUGGCAUCUUUGGUCAGCGCACCUAAAGUGUUUCAGGCUUUAUGCAAAGACAACAUCUACCCCAGCCUGACCUUGUUUGCCAAAGGUUAUGGCAAGAACAAUGAGCCUUUAAGAGGCUACAUCCUGACCUUUGUGAUCGCUCUUGCCUUCAUCCUCAUUGCGGAACUGAACAUCAUCGCCCCCAUUAUCUCUAACUUUUUUUUGGCCUCCUAUGCCUUGAUCAACUUUUCCGUGUUCCAUGCUUCAUUGGCUAACUCACCAGGAUGGCGCCCCAGCUUCAAGUAUUACAACAUGUGGGUUUCUCUUGCUGGAGCUGUACUGUGCUGUGUGGUAAUGUUUGUCAUCAACUGGUGGGCUGCUCUUUUCACCAACGUCAUUGUCCUGGGUCUCUACAUUUACGUCAGCUAUAAAAAGCCAGAUGUGAACUGGGGGUCGUCCACCCAGGCUCUGACCUACCACCAAGCUCUGACCCACACUUUGCACCUCAGCGGAGUGGAAGACCACAUUAAGAAUUUCAGACCCCAGUGUCUGGUGAUGACUGGUUACCCCAACUCCCGUCCAGCUCUGCUGGACCUGGUUCACAGCUUUACGAAGAACGUGGGUCUGAUGAUCUGUGGUCAUGUUCGCACGGGUUACAGAAGGCCUAACUUCAAAGAUCUUGCAACAGAGCAAUCCCGGUAUCAGCGGUGGCUGCUGAAGAAUGAAACAAAGGCUUUCUAUACACCAGUGUUUGCAGAAGACAUGAGGCAGGGUAGCCAGUUCCUGCUUCAGGCUGCCGGUUUGGGUCGUCUGAGGCCUAACACACUAGUGAUGGGCUUCAAGAAUGAUUGGAGAGAUGGUGACAUGAUGAAUGUGGAGAUGUACAUGAGUAUAAUCCAUGAUGCAUUUGACUUCCAGUAUGGCGCUGUUAUCCUCCGAUUGAAAGAGGGAUUGGAUGUUUCACAUAUACAUGGACAAGACGAUUUGCUGUCCUCCCAAGAAAAGUCAUCUGGAAUGAAAGAUGUGAUUGUGUCUAUUGACACGAGCAAGGACUCUGACGGAGAUUCAUCGAAGCCUUCCUCCAAAGCCACAAGCCUCCAGAACAGUCCAGCUACACAGAAAGAUGAUGACGAUGAUGGCAAAACUCCAACCCAGCCCCUGUUGAAAAAAGAUAAGAAGAACAUGACCGUACCGCUGAAUGUGUGUGACCAGAGACUGCUGGAGGCCAGCCAGCAGUUCCAGAAGAAGCAAGGGAAGGGCACUGUUGAUGUAUGGUGGCUGUUUGAUGAUGGAGGUUUGACACUGCUCAUCCCCUAUCUGUUGACCAACAAAAAGCGAUGGAAGGAUUGCAAGAUUCGUGUUUUCAUUGGAGGCAAGAUCAACAGAAUAGACCAUGACCGCAGAGCAAUGGCAACUCUGUUGAGCAAAUUCAGGAUAGACUUCUCGGACAUCACUGUGCUGGGAGAUAUAAACACUAAGCCCAAAAAGGAACACGUGGCGGCCUUUGAGGAGCUGAUUGAGCCCUAUCGGUUGAAAGAAGACGACAUGGAGCAGGAGGCAGCUGAGCAUCUGAAAAACAGUGAACCAUGGAGGAUUACUGACAAUGAGUUGGAGCUUUAUCGUGCAAAGACUAAUCGUCAGAUCAGACUCAACGAACUACUGAAGGAGCACUCCAGCACAGCCAACCUCAUUGUCAUAAGCCUACCAUUGGCCAGGAAAGGUGCAGUGUCCAGUGCUUUGUACAUGGCCUGGCUGGAGGUGUUGUCCAAGGAGCUGCCACCCAUCCUGCUGGUGCGUGGCAACCACCAGAGCGUCCUAACCUUCUACUCUUAAAGUACACAAGGAGAAUGUAUCUCAUCCACCUAGUGUCUGUUAGUGGACCCACUUUUAUAAAUAUAUAUAUUCAUAUAUAUAUACACCUUCCAGUUCCAGUCCAAACAUAUGUACCAUGCACACGUGAGGAGAUAUUAUUAUAUUUCACAGCUAUGUUCUCAAAUAAAGCGCCAAUAGUAACGCUAAGGAAUGGAUUGUGAUGGGAAAAGACACUUAGUUGAAGUAGAGUUGGAGGGUUUUUAAUAUAAACCAACUCUUCCUUUAUUUUUGUUCCUUCUAUUUAUCUCUUCUGAUUCAUACGUGGAAACGACCGAUCUCUGGUUUUAAAAGCAGUACUUUUGCACCCAACUUGCCAUGUAAUGUCCAAUACUUUUGUGGUCACACUUGUUAUAAAACCAAUUGGAUUGAGUUUUGAUGUUGAAGCAGUUUGCAAAGAUCCACUUGCUGGAAUAUUUGGAGAGAAGCAUGACGAAAGAAUGCUUCACAACACCUUUUAAAAAGCCUUAUGGAUGUGCCUUCCAGUUGAAUCAGAUAAUAUUCUGUAGAAUAUAAGAUGAAUUAUUAUAUUGCUUCGUAGUUAGGGUAAUGAUUUUCGAACUUGAUUUUUUCAUAGAGUGAAUUUGCAUGGAUUUAUUGAACAGUUAUUUCCCCCUUUGUCAACCUGUGUCUGGGGCCAACACGGUUUUCUUUCUAUACUCUUUUUAGUCUUCCUUUUUCAAGAUCUUCUUGUUUUUGAUGCAAAAGACACUAUAACGGUAAGCUCAUAGGCAAACAUGCCUGACAUCCAUAGAACAUUUUUGGUGAAUUGUAUCUGUCACUUGAAAAGUAGCCUCCUAUGUAGCUGCUGAUUCACUAAAUGAUUUCCUUCAAUACAUGCUUUUGUUUCUUGCAUUGUUUGUCCUUUGGGGGGAAAAAAACUCCACUACCCAAUAAAUUAGUAAUAAGUUAGCCUUAAUAGCACAAUUACCAAGUGAUGGAUUUCUCACAUCUUUUCACUCAAUAGUGGAUCCAGUUUUUGUCCAACUCAUGAAGUCCUGGUCCACCAUGUUCGUAGGGGUUACCGUAUUACUACUAUUAUUCUAGCUUGCAUGAUUUUGCAAAAGUGAAUGUGUGCUUAUGUCAAUUGACGGGCGACAGGAAAGAAAGGUAAUGUCUUCUUUCGUGGUAACAGUUCUUCACUGCUCUUUCAAUCUCCUUUUUAUAGCUUACAACAUGCAGCAUUUUAAAUGUCAACAAACUCAAAAAAUGCUUAUCUUCCAUUUCAUGUUUCAUGUGUGUAUGCAAGCAAUAGCUAGUUUUGGGGUGUCCCGAUCCGAUAUUGAUAUUGGUCUGAUAUUAUCGGCUUGCAUGUAAAACUGUCCGAUACAAGCAGUCCUGCAGCAUGUUUUCUUGUUGACAGCCAGUUCACAUCUAAAUGUCCUCCAAUAAGCACACAAGGUUGGUUUUUUUUCUGUAUUUUAGUCAAGUCAUUAACAAAAUGUAAACAUGGUAGGCUACUAGGAGCUAGCAGCUACCCAACAGCUAAGCACAAAAUAUUUCACAAGCUAGACCUAUGUGGUAAAAGUUUACUUCAUUAACAAAAUUGCAGUCUAAAGCAGCACAACUCAUGAUUCAAUUUUUGGGGUGACGAUUCGACUCAGACUCGAUCCUCAAUUCAAACUGACUCUUGCAAUAUUUUUUUUUUUUUUCAAACAUUUUCAAAACCGGUUACUAGUUACAAAAGCUCUUCUUGGCUGCUGACCUAUACACAAAGUGUGUUAAAGGCCUAAAAAUCGGCUUAUUAAAAGUCAAUUCUUGAACAUUUUGAAUCAAUUCAAAAUCAUAAUAACAGUUGCUAUCUAGAUGUGAUUCGCUUUUUCUCCCCCCCCAGACACACCUAUAAAGUAUGACUCCAUUAUAGUUGCAUGUUACUUACACAUACAAACUCAAAAAGUAGAAGUGUACUAGAAAGUAUCCAGUAACAAGCGUGUCCGCAUCGUUCAACUUACUGCGUCGUGACAAGCUUAACUCAGUGAAUUAUUGUGACCACUCGGUGUUGCCACAAAACAAUUACCACUUUAACUUAAAGACAGCAUAAGAAUAGAAUGGAACCCUUUUGUUGUCAUCAAAUAUUAGAGCAUGGCGAAAAUAGACUCUUAGUAGUAAACAAAUCAAACAUUUUCUAACAUUCCACACUAAAAUAAUACAAUUAUGUAUGAUUUCUGCUUAUAUCAUAGCAAUAUCAGUUACGGCCAAUACUCAAGGCUCCAAUAUCGGUAUCGGUGCUGAAAAAGUUGUAUCGGAACACCCCUACCGACAACCGCUGAGGAAAGUUGACCUAAACAGGUUUCACUGUAAUACACUACACACACAUACUGUAUGUACUGUACUCUAUAUCUCCGUCCACAACUAUGUCUCUUCUAAGGUUUACUACUGUAACUCUGCUAGUUGCUGGUCCAGCUGUGAGUCAACAGAACAUUCCAGCAUUAGCGUCACAAUACACUUAAGGUUGACCUGCGAUGGCCUCCCCCACUCGUUUGCCGUCUGGAUGUUUAACGAAGUGCUGGCUGGAGAAUAGACGUCACUCUUGAAGACUUGUAGUUGUGAAGAAUGUUGUCAUUAAAAUGUCAGGAGCAAACUUACCUCUAUGCAUUUUAACUUGUGCCGCCUACUUGUAAUAAAAGUCCAUCU